This is a messenger RNA of Paramecium primaurelia, 3088 nucleotides long. The record is from the annotation of a GenBank genome assembly. Lineage: Eukaryota; Ciliophora; Oligohymenophorea; Peniculida; Parameciidae.
AUGAAAAAAGGAACCAAAAAAUAAAAUAAAAAGUAAUCAUAGUUAUAAUCAAUAGAUGAAUACAAAAUAAUUAAUAUUUAUGGUAUUAUAUCAAUUUUUAUAUAUAUAGAUAUGAUGGAGGAUCCAGAUAUGAAAUAAUAUUAAGUAAUAAUAAAAUUAGAAGAUUAAUUACAAGAAAGUAGUGAAAUUGUAUUAUAAAGCUUUCUUAAUUUCUAUUUAAAAUUAGUUGGUUUAGAUUAAUGUAAUCAAUAUUUAAAAGGAAUGAAUUUAGAUAAAAUCAAUUUAGAAGAAAUUAUAAGCAAAUUAGAAUAAUUAUAAACAGAAAAUUAAUAAACUUUAAUAGAUGAAGAAUAAUGCAUAAAAGUAGAGAAUAAUAAAAAGCUAAUUCAUUUUUUUGAUACAUUAUUUUCAACAUAAACAGAAUUACCAUUUGAAUGUGAUCAUUUCUUUUAAUAUACUUUUAAUUGGUUAACAACAUUAUCAUAAACUAAAUUUAGAACAGCAAGAUUAGCAACAAUGGAAAUUAUUUCAAUAAUAAUGAAUUCUAUACUUAAUUGUUUAGAAAUUAAUGGUAAUAUUUAAGUUUUAUCAUAUAUUUUUAGAAAAUAAAGAAAAACAAAAAGAGAUUCUAUAAUUUAUAAAUAAUAUAUUUGAAUACUUAGUAACAAAUAGAACUUAAGAUAUUUAAUCUGCAAUUAAAAAGAAAUCAAUAUAAAUACUUUUUAGUGCUUUUUUAAAUAAUUCAAUUCCAAAUGAUCCAUAUCAUAAUUAAUUAGGUUAUUUAUUUUUAAGUGAAAAUCAUGAAUGUAGAGAAGCAUCAAUGAUAGAGCUUGAAAAAAUAUAUAAGUAUUUAAUUGAGAGAAAAAAGUCAUUAUAAUCUAUAUAAGAAUUUUUGAAAGAAGAAUAAGAAGCAAUUUUGAGUUUAAUUUUUGAUCCAAAUGAAAGUGUUUAAUUAAGAUUGAUCAAUUUUUUAAAAGUAUAGAAAAUAAAAGUUAUUUUUUAAAGGCAUUAUCACAAUCUACAAAAAUUUGUUCAGAUUUUUUUGGUCCAAAAAGUUGUUAAGCAUUCAUUCGUAUACUAUUUUCAAAAAAUUUAAGAAUUAGAUAUGAUUCAACUUCAAUUUUACAUUUAUUUGAAAAACCAAUAAAAUCAGUUGAAAAAUUAGUUGAAUUUUAUUUAAAAUAUGCUCCAUUUGAACUAUAAUCUUAUGAAGAAAGCUUCAAUUUUAUAAUAUCAUUUAUUCAUAGUCAUCCAUUUAUUACUUCACCUGAGUAAUAUGCUGUAUUCUUUGAUUGCAAUUAAAGUGAAAUAUUUUAGAGUUUAGGAUUAUAUUUUUAUGCUUCAUUUCUAUAAUAUGAAUUUGUAUAUACAAAAUUUUGGUGGUUAGAGGAAACAGAUGGACCCCCUUAAUAUAAUGAUGCAUUUACUAAUUAUUUUAUUAACUAUACAAAAGUUUCAUUAGAUUUAAUAGAUGAAGUAUAUUAUUAUAUAUUUAUAGUAGAAUUUAUAAUUACCAUAUUUACACAUUUAUGCAAAUUUGAAUUUCAAAAUUAUACAAAGUAAAUUUAUAAAAGCAAUAUUUGGAAGUGCAUAAAAGAUUUUUUAAAAAAGUUAGAAUAUUUAAGUUAUCAAUUAAUUAUGCAAAAUGAUUUAUAAUUGUAGUUAAGUGCUUAAAGAUUCAGAGAUAGUAAAAGAUAAUGUGAAAGAAAUAAUUAAAUACUCUUAAAAGAUAUUUAAAGAAAAAUUAACAAUAAUUACAAUUUAAAAGAUUGAAUGUUUAAUUAAGAAUAAUUUAGUGUAUCCAAAAAUAAUUUUAAAUCCUUUUAAUUUAAUUUUUGAAAUAAAAGAUGACAAGAGUAUAAUUAUUAUAGCUAAUUUACUUGCAUCAAGUUUAUAAAAUUAUUUAAAAUCUUUAUUAAAUUAAAUGAAGAAUUAAGAUAUUGAAACAGAAAAUGAUUACAAAGAAAUACGUGAUUCAUUUUAUAAUUAUUGUUUUUCAAUUUUGGAAAAUAGAAACAAAGAUAGAUUCCAUCUUUAAAUUUUACAAUUAAUUAUAACUAAUUUGAUAUAUACAAAUAAUUUUAAAUUAUAACGUUUAGGUUUACAUUAAGAUAUUUAAUCAUAAACUUAUUCUUUACUUUAUAUGUAUUUACAUGAAUUUUUAUUUAAUGAAUUAAUAAGACAAUCUAAAAGAGAAGAAGAUAAUAUUAAUGAAAUAAGAAAAAGAAAUACACAUUCAAUAAUAGAUAGUUUACCUUAACUUAAUAUAUAAUAAAUGGAAUUACUUAAUAAUUCAAUUAAAUUAAUUAAUUAAUGUCCUUCUAUUUUAUUAAAUAAAGAAUUUGGAAUUCAAUAUUUAGCUUAAAUAUUAGAAUUAAUGAAAAAUCAUAAUUAUUUUAGAGAUUUAAAAAUAUCAAUUACUUAAGCUCUUUAAUAAUCAUUAUAAAAAGUAAUUGAAAAUGAUCAAAUAUCAAAAAAAGAUGAAUUUUGGAAAUUUAUGAAAAAUUAUUCAUAACUUAAAUAAUAAUAAUAAUAAGAUGAUUUAUUUAAUGAAUUUGUUAAAUUGUGUAUUAAUACUUAUUUAACAUCAGUUACUAAAUUAAAUAUAUUUGAAAAAAGAAUGAAAUUUAUUAAUAAUUGUGCAGAAAUGAUACAAGCAGGAUUUUAAGAUAUUGAUAAUUUACAUCUAUUUGGAUUACUUAAUUUCAUAUUUCAUAAACCUACAAAACUUUUAAAAGUGUUGUAAAUAGAUAAAUUAACAUAUCAAAAAUUUUAUGCAUUUUAUGAAUCUAAAAGUUAAGAAUUUCAUUAAAGUAAUAAACCUGAAGAUUUUAAAAAAGAAGCAAUAAAAUAAGAAUAUUCUUUAAGAAAUAAAUUAAAAUACUCAAGUGGUUUAACAAAAAAAGAUGUUAAUAAAAUUGUAAAUUAAGUUUAGAAAAGUGGUUAAAAAGAAAGUCUAGAUAAAACUAAUAAUAAAUUGAGUAUAGAAAAAGGAAUACAAAAUAAUGAUAAAUAAAGAAAAUAAUAAUAAGAUUCUGAUGAUGAUGAAGAAAUGGAAAUACCUUUUUCAAAAUCUAUGAUUAAAUGA